Mya arenaria is the source of this 917-nucleotide messenger RNA. RefSeq lists its product as uncharacterized. Gene Ontology annotation, molecular function: carbohydrate binding. Gene Ontology annotation, biological process: cell adhesion. Bases 175 to 804 code for a protein of 209 amino acids. The transcript has 2 exons. Lineage: Eukaryota; Metazoa; Mollusca; Bivalvia; Myida; Myidae. The record is from RefSeq and is a predicted model, not a curated record.
CAAACGUCAGUUUUAACGUAUCUGUUUAUCUAGCAAACAGGAUUUCUUUGAAAAUAUUUUGUAGCAAAAUAGGUGUAUAUAUUGAGUGGUUUUAUGCAUUUAAGCCAAUACAUCGUUGUGUCUCUUUUUCGUCCUUAAUAUUAAUUACGAAUUUAGAACUGCAGGAUUGCGAAGAUGCGUUACUUAAAAUUAAUUUUAUGUGCGAUAUGCGUGCAUGUUAGUUUGUGUGUACCAGCACCGGACAUUACUGACUCUACAUACCAAGUUUUGUCAUCAAAGAUUGACACCAUCAAUUUAGAAUUGGCUCUAUUAAGGAACGAACAAGUUCAAACUAAGCAAGAGCUUAUUGAGGCAAAAACGGAGAUUAGAAGAAUUCAAGAAAAUCAGACAGACAGAUACGUGAUUCUACUGAGAGAGGAUGUGACCCUUCUGAAAUCAAAGUUGGUCAACGUCAACGCCGCACUAGAACAACGAAUGACGAGUUUGAAAGAAACUGUCUCAGGAAUCAACACUUCACUAGAGGAAAAAUGCCAGUCUGGGGAGUUUGGACCUCACCACAUUAACCCACGUCCGUCUUACCCUGUGACCUUGACCAUCAACUUUCAGCCAGCCUUCAAGAGCAAGCCGGCUAUCGUUUAUGGACUGAAGGUCUUGGACUCUGCCCAUAAUGCAAAUGUCCGUGUUAGCGGGUCAAUUACGGAGAUGACCAAUGCGUAUUUUAAAUUUACGAUCUCGGAAUGGGCCAAUACUGUUAUGUAUGGCGCCAAAUUUUCGUGGAUGGCAUGUCCGAAAACAAACACAUAACUUGAUGAUUGUGAUGUACACUCAUCCAUUUAUUAUGCAUUUUAACAACGUUUGUAAUACAUGUACUCAAUUAUGGAAUCAUUCUAAAUAAUACUGGUUUUUCUUAUAACAGA